Messenger RNA from Silurus meridionalis, 6015 nucleotides. RefSeq names its product eph-like kinase 1 (gene ek1). Gene Ontology annotation, cellular component: plasma membrane; neuron projection. Gene Ontology annotation, biological process: cell surface receptor protein tyrosine kinase signaling pathway; axon guidance; protein phosphorylation. Gene Ontology annotation, molecular function: ATP binding; protein binding; transmembrane-ephrin receptor activity. The record is from RefSeq and is a predicted model, not a curated record. The transcript is spliced from 17 exons. NCBI's taxonomy places the organism in Eukaryota, Metazoa, Chordata, Actinopteri, Siluriformes, Siluridae. Bases 46 to 3021 code for a protein of 991 amino acids.
CAUACAAACCAAGUUUGCGCACCGGGAUGCGGGAGCAGCCUGAUCAUGGCUCUCUACUGGAUUUACUCAUCCUUUUUUCUUUUUGUUCUUCACACUUUGCUAGACUGUGAAGCCUUGAGAAACUAUCCGGAUAAUGAAGUUACCCUUUUGGACUCCAUGUCAGCUCCAGGGGAUCUGGGCUGGGAGGCCUACCCAUCAGAAGGGUGGGAGGAGAUCAGUGUGAUGGAUGAGCGUAACAUCCCUAUGCGCACAUACCAGGUGUGCAACGUGAUGGAGGCCAACCAGAACAACUGGCUACGCACAGCACUGAUCCCACGUGCUGGUGCCCGACGUGUUUAUGUUGAACUCAAAUUCACACUGCGUGACUGCAACAGCUUACCUGGGGUGCCCGGAACCUGCAAGGAGACAUUCAACGUCUACUACCAUGAAUCGGAUGGUGCAGUGCCACCUCCACCACUACGGCACGCUCGUGAGAGCCAGUAUGUCAAAAUUGAUACGAUCGCAGCAGACGAGAGCUUUACUCAGAGCGAUGUGGGGGAGCGUGUCAUGAAGCUUAACACAGAGGUGCGACACAUCGGCGGACUCAGCAAGCGAGGACUUUACUUAGCAUUUCAGGAUCUGGGGGCCUGUAUCGCCUUGGUAUCAGUUCGUGUGUUCUAUAAGCGAUGCCCUCUGGCAGUGACGAACCUGGCACUUUUCUCUGACACGGUGACAGGGGGAGACCAGGCGCUGGUGGAGGUGCGGGGGUCCUGUGUGGAGUACGCUGAGGAGCUGGAGGCACCACGUAUGUUCUGCAGUGCGGAUGGAGGCUGGCUGGUGCCUAUCGGACGCUGCGUGUGCAGGCCCGGAUUUGAGGAGAUUGAUGGGCAAUGUCAACCUUGUAGACCUGGAUUUUACAAGGCCUCAGCCAUGGAUGCCUACUGCAUGAAGUGUCCUCCACAUAGCUACUCUCAUCAAGACAAGGCAUCUGAGUGUGUGUGUGAAAGGGGCUACUAUAGAGCUGAAACGGACCCUCGUUCCAUGGCCUGCACAAGGCCUCCAUCAGCACCAGGAAACCCGAUUUCUACAGUAAACGAGACAGCAGUGACUCUGGAGUGGAGCCCACCACGGGACACUGGAGGAAGAGGGGAUGUAACCUACAGUGUCCAUUGCAGGAAGUGCUCGGGCUUUGUGGGUGAGAUGGUUGAGAAGUGUGUGCCUUGCGGCAGCAGCGCUCACUUCAGCCCACGGCAGUUCGGCCUAGCUCACCCCAGAGUUCUGGUUAGUGAGCUUCAGCCUCGAACCAACUACACGUUUAGCAUCGAAGCUGUGAAUGGAGUCUCAGAUCUCAGCCCAAGCCCUCGACACCUAGUGAACAUCAACAUUACCACCAGCCAGACAGUGAGCGUGAUAGUUAAGGAGAGGAGGAGCAGGGACAGCAUCACCCUGGCCUGGCAAGGUCCAGAAACGCCUGAUGGUGCUGUGGUGGAGUAUGAAGUCACCUACUAUGAGAAGAAUCAGCGAGACCAGAACUACACAGUGCUGAAGACCAAAUCCAACAUAAUGACAGUGGAGGGCCUGAAGCCAGGUACAACAUACGUGUUCAGGGUACGUGCUCACACAGACGGAGGCUACGGCAACUAUGGAGGAGAAAUUGAGCUGGAAACAAGGCAUGAAGACAUGUUGGCAGUGGGAGAUCCAAACCAGAAGACCAUCUUGGCUGUAUCCAUUGCUGCUGGUGUAGUACUCUUCAUCCUUCUUGUGACCUGCUUUGUGGUCAGUGGCAGGCACUGCGGCUACAUCAAAGCAAAGCAAGACCCUGAGGAGGAGAAAAUGCAGUUCCAGCAUGGCCAUGUUCCACUUCCUGGAAGCAGAACUUACAUUCAUCCACACACAUAUGAGGAUCCGAAUCAGGCAGUCCGAGAUUUUGCUAAAGAAAUUGAUGUCUCCAACAUCCGCAUAGAACGAGUGAUUGGAGCAGGUGAGUUUGGGGAAGUGUGCAGUGGCCGGUUGCGUCUGCCCAGUAAAAGGGAAAUCCAUGUGGCCAUCAAGAGUCUGAAAGCAGGCUACACAGAGCAACAGAGGCGGGAUUUCCUCAGUGAGGCAAGCAUCAUGGGCCAGUUCGACCACCCCAACAUAAUCAGACUGGAAGGAGUUGUGACCCGAUGUAAACCUGUGAUGAUAAUAACAGAGUACAUGGAAAAUGGAUCAUUGGACACAUUUUUGAAGAAACAUGACGGCCAGUUUACAGUGAUUCAGCUUUUGGGCAUUAUGCGUGGCAUAGCUGCUGGAAUGCAGUAUCUCUCUGAGAUGAACUAUGUACACAGAGACCUUGCAGCAAGGAACAUUCUGGUAAAUGGAAACCUGGUGUGUAAAGUGUCAGAUUUUGGACUUUCACGUGUCCUGGAGGACGACCCAGAUGCAGUGUAUACUACCAGGGGGGGAAAGAUUCCUAUUCGGUGGACAGCUCCAGAGGCCAUAGCUUACAGGAAGUUCACUUCAGCUAGUGACAUGUGGAGUUACGGUAUCACCAUGUGGGAAGUCAUAUCCUAUGGGGAACGGCCAUACUGGGAGAUGUCCAAUCAGGAUGUGAUAAAGGCAAUAGAUGAGGGCUACAGGCUGCCAGCCCCUAUGGACUGCCCCGUAGUGUUACACCAGCUCAUGUUGGACUGCUGGGAGAAGAACCGCAGUGACAGGCCUAAGUUUGGGCAGAUAGUCAUCAACCUGGACCAGUUGAUCCGCAAUCCAAGCAGCCUGAAACAGCUGGCCAACAGUACAGUCUGGGAGGACCCAGUAAGUCCAGAGCCUGCAUUUAACACAGUGGCUGACUGGCUGGACUCAAUUAAGUUGAGUCAGUACAAAGAACAUUUCUCCAGCGCUGGCUAUGUCACUUUUGACUCUGUUCUCUAUGUCAGCAUCAGUGAACUUGGAAAGUUGGGAGUUUCACUGGCAGGCCAUCAGAAGAAAAUCCUCUCAAGCAUUCAGUGCUUACAUGUACAACAGCAGCAUCAGCAGCAGCAAGGAACCCAUGUGCAGGUAUAAGAAUUAGACUUUGGUAAAGCCCCGCCUCUUCGCUCCUAGCUCCAUCCUCAGACAGACACGUGUCCUCUUGCCCACCACUCCAGCCAGCCACUCCACUAUCAGCACAGAGAUCACGAACGCACUUCGGACUGCCAAUUUCUGAUUUGUGGCUAGGGUCAUAGGGGCACAUCCAGUCAUCUGGGCAGUGUUGAAGACAGAGCCACAUCACAAUGUAGAAGGAAGAAAAAUGCUCUGUGAUUUUAAAGGAAGCACUGGGAAACCUCACUGUAGUAUAAUUUUACUUUGAAUAGGACCUUUAGUGGGGAAAAAAGUGGACCACGCUGUAAAAAAAAUAAAAAGACUUGUUUUGUAGUAAUUUGAUGGUCUGUUGACUUGAUGCUUUUAGUGUUGAUGUAGGUGGUGUUUGUGUACCACAGGUGGAUGGACUUCUGAGAUAUGACCACCUGUGAACAUAUUUAUGGUAGAAUAAUAGUAUUUUCCAGCAGCUGAAAGAUAGCUUGAAGCACUGACCACAGACAUACAGUACAGACUGGAAAAGGAUGCAUUGUUACUCCAUAUGCCAUGCAGACUGUAUGUAAAUGGAUUGUAGGGUGCUCCUAUUCAUUUGGCCUGUCAGGUGCCAAGGACAAUGGAGAGAUAAGAACCUGAAGUCUUCAAAACCAUAAGCAUUUGCCCAGUGAGGAAACGUCUGUCACAUGUCUUCAAUGAUUUUCUUCAUUUUCGCUGAACUGAUAUUAAAAGACACUUUUAUCGCUGACACUGCAAUGGAUGUGUCUUUCUAUUUUAUGUAAUGUGAACAUCAUAUUAAGAGGAAGUGCUGUUUUUUUUCCCUUACUCACUCUUUGGAGUAUCAUCAUGCAGUACUUUAGCCGCUAAAGCACAGAAAUCUUGGUUGUUAACGAGAUGUUUUUUGUGUCAUGUUUCUCAAAAUGCUGUGUACAUAAUGCUGUGUACUUAUUAAAGAUAGACAUGUCUGUGAUACAGGCACUUCAGAAUGCACCUGUUUAAACCAGAGAUCAAGUAUCACACUUAAAUUACAGUUGUUUCAAAGUGAAAGAAUAGAAAAUGGUUUAAUUGUACAGUAUUCUUUAAUGUGUGUUUGUACAGUCAUGACUUUGUGUCUCAAGUAUUCUGCUGGUUGUAUACUCAGACAAGGGAAUGCCUCAUUUUAACGCUUUGAUGCUAGCUUUGGACAGAGCAGGAUUGUGCAGUGAACGUAAUGGAUGUAUUAGCUUUAUCACAGGUCUGGAAAGCUAAACAGUUUCUCAGGAUUUUUUUUCUCAAGAAAGUGUUUUUUCAAGAAGACAGGAUUUGGAAGAAAAUCAUGAGACAUCAUUUUCACACCUUCCAGAAUUAUUGGCAUUCCUCAAAACGAUUGGAACCCAUCAAAAUAUAAUUCAUAUUUUUGCUAGCAUAUAUGUGCCAAAGUUAUUGUAUUUAUUCCUGUUUUAAAUAAAUGCAAACAAUUGUCAUUGGUUGAAAACCUUUUUUAGUGGUUCGUUUGUUCUGAAAGUUUCAAUCCCAAGAACAAAAAAAUAUUUUUUUCAUGUUGUGAUAAAUCAUACACUGUUUUCAAGGUUUAUAAAUAUAACCUUGCACGCAUUCAAAAUGAUUUUGUCCUUCAUCAGCAUGAGUAAAAACACUUUCCAGCACAAAAAGCAAUAUUGACCUACGCAGAUCAGUUAAAAAAUACAUUUAGAUAUCAUUAAGUAUAUUUUGGUCCAUAACAAAAAAGAUUUAAAUCAGUUGGCAAAUCGACAGAAACUGUACCCGAGAGCACAUGAUACCCUCAGAGUGUGCGGUGGAUGGUGAAGGAGGGAAAAAAGAUUUGAAUGUAUGUACAUUCGGUUGUUAAAUUUGAACUGUUGAAAUUGUUAAACAUCUGCAUAACAGCAAGCUGUCAUAAAGCUUUGGAAGAAAAAGGCCUUUUCUUAGAGCAUCUUAAAAAAUUCAGAACUGGAACUUCUGCAAACAUUAGUAGAACUACAACUGGCAUUGAGUAUCAAUAUUUUAUGAGACCAAAACCAAAUAGUUGGUCAUAUGCCAUCAGACGUUUCAUGAGAUACAAAGAAAAAAAUACCUGAUCCCUAUAGUAAAUUACAGAGGUGGAUUAUUGAUGCUGUUUGUAAACAGUGGUUCAGGGGUCUAAUGAAGAUCAAUUGCAUCUUGGAUUCUUUUAAAUGCCAGGAUGUUUUAGAAUAAAACCCUGUUUGUCUCAGUGAGGACAUUCAGAAAUUGCUAUAGAUAGAGUUUAAAACAAGAUGAUGAGAUCGACAGAUAAAUGAUUCCAGAGACGUGAAAUCAAUGAUUCUCAACAAGCAUCUCAGUCUCUGAAUUUGACCGCUACAGAAAUCUGCAGUCUGAAUAGAAAAGGGAAUUCAACGUGCUCAAAGGUUAGAAUCUAAAAGGUUCUUCAUGAAGGAGUUAGCCAAAAUACCUUUAUAAGUGCCUCAAACCUUGCUAGAGUACAUAAAAUACUGCUGUUAUUCUCUCUAGAUCAGACAUCAUAAACCUUAAGAACAUGUAGAAAAUCGAUAUUUAAAACACAAUUUGCAAAAGAUCACACUGUAUGUGACGUUUAAUAAAUUUCUUUGCUCAUUUUUAUAAAGGGUACCAAUAAUUCUGGAAAGCACAUAUAUUUGAUUUUCUUUUUACAGUGGGUAAUUUGUGUUCAUUUACGCUUUGAGUAAUAUGAAGGAAGAUAUGAAUGAAUAUGAACUGAAACUGUAUUAUAACAGCAGUUACAUGUAGCACAUAGCUUUUGCCAUUAAAUGAAGAAAAAAAAAGAGAGAUUGUUUGAGAAAAGCUGUGUGGAAAUUGAAGUUCUGGCUAUCUGGUCCUUCUAUUAAACUAUUAAUUAUUAUAAUUUUUUUUUUAAAAGAGCAACGAUAAAAAAAUGGCAGGCAUUUCUUUGUAUUUAUUCAUUUCAUUAAGAAGGCUUCCUGUGUUUGUUGUUCAGCAAUAUGCACUGAAUAAAGAGUUCCCAUCCAAGAA